Messenger RNA from Asterias rubens (European starfish), 15118 nucleotides. Its product is annotated as dynein heavy chain 3, axonemal-like. The record is from RefSeq and is a predicted model, not a curated record. Gene Ontology annotation, molecular function: ATP binding; ATP hydrolysis activity; dynein light intermediate chain binding. NCBI's taxonomy places the organism in Eukaryota, Metazoa, Echinodermata, Asteroidea, Forcipulatida, Asteriidae. Bases 11 to 12373 code for a protein of 4120 amino acids. Gene Ontology annotation, cellular component: dynein complex. Gene Ontology annotation, biological process: microtubule-based movement. The transcript is spliced from 74 exons.
ACAGGCCAUUAUGGACUACAUCCUGAAGGAUGCCUCGGAACGAAACAGACUCGGCGUCCCGCUCCAGGAGAAAAUAUCUCACUCUGCGGGCAGGCUGUGGUUUCCAUGGCAACAGGCGGUACGCGAUGCAAGGAGUUACAUGGCAACUCAGCUGUACAUCACACACCCCGUCAUGACUAGUAUUCUGUAUCUCUGGGAAACUAAGUACUUUACCUUCAGGCUAAUAGACAUCCCUGGUCUGAAGAAGGUGAUGCCGUUAACCAUGGAGGCAUUCCUUGACCACGUUGAGUCAUCCAGUAAGAAAGGACGAGAGAUCUUAGACAAGGAAUGGAUGUCUGAAUGUACAGCAAUUGUUGGACGCAAUCAAGACGAGAUAGAGAGAUGGAUGCCUGUUGAUGAGGAUACCAGGAUGAAGCACAUGGAUCACUUCUUUUCCUCAGUGGCAACCCUCAUGUCUAACUGUCUCCGAGAUGGAGUCAAGAAGUCUAUUCUUGAUCUGUGUGAAUGGCUGGAGAUGUACAGCGAUGGCAAUAACUAUGAAGGAGAGUACGUUACAUCAUCCCUGAGGUUACCCGUACUGCCUCAGCCGUUCACCAUCUUCAUGGGUCCACUCAUGGAGCAAAUAUCCUGCAAAUUCACCCCGUCCUUUGACAUGACCAUCAAACUAUUCCACGAGGCCGUCUACAUCAUGGUCCGAAGCUCGCAGGGAUUGCCAUGUGUCGAGACCUGCCUCUUUGAGAAGGUGGAUGACCUGAUCGGGAAGAAGAUCAGUUCAGUCCAGGAGCAGGAGGAGCUGGUUGAGACGGCUAAGGAGAGGAUUGCUAGAGUGGUGAUGAGUAAUAGCCACGGACCGAAUAGAUACAAGUCAGUUUACGAACCCUACUCCUACCUCCUGACUAACGCCUCUGACGUCAAAGUUGAGAAGUUUGUCAGUAAAGAGCAACAUCUCCGAGACUAUGUCCGAGAGAUUGAGAACAUCAAAGCCAUGGCCAGAGAAGUGGCCUCGCUACCUGUCUACGUACCCAUGCAUGUAUUUGUGCUGGAUUGUAACAACAUUAAUAGUUGGUUGAUUGCUCGAGCUGAAGACCUGGCCAAUAUUAUGAUCAACAAGAUCGUCUCGAUGAGUCGUAAGUUCAACCGUGAGAUAUGCAGUCAGUACGACGGCAUCGUCAGGAAGAUAACUUCACAGUCUCAGUCUACGGAUCAGCUGGUAGCUCUACAAGAUUACACUGAUGGGCUGAGGGUAGGGGAGUUGCUUCAUCUGAAGGCCAAGCUUGAGAUUGCAGCAAGUAACCUACUUUUCCUAAUGGACUAUGCCACUCUGCCUAAAGAUGACCUCAUGCUAAAUGAUACUACAUUUACAUGGAGUGAUAGGAUUGUACCAAUUAUAAGGAACAGUGAGACAAAACUUCAGAAGGAGCAUGACAUCGCUGUUUCCAAGCUCUCUGACAGACAGCGUAAGUUUCAGCUUCGCCUCAAUGAGGUCUUGGAGAUGGUCAAAGGCUUCAAGACCAAGGAUCGGAUGUCUGAGGCUCAAGAUUACCUCCUCAAACUCAAAGAUAUCCAGAGAGUCUUGGAAGAAUUCUAUAAAGAGAAAGCGUCCAUCAACUAUGAAGAGAAUCUGUUGGACACCGGUGAGAUUACCCCAUACUCUAUCCUAGAGGAGAUACAUGAUACCAAGGAACCGUUUGAUAAACUAUGGUCGGUUGCAGUUCAGUUCCAUCAUCAGUAUGAUAAAUGGAUGAAUGGGCCACUGCUUGAUGUAGAUGCUGAGAAGGUGGAGGAAGAGGUUCAAUCUUUAUGGAAGACCAGUUACAAAUUAACCAAGACCUUUGCUGGCAGCUCCGAUAUGAUGGGUCCAAUGCGUGCUUCAGUUACCAUCAAGGCUAAGCUGGAGAAGUUCAAACUCAAUAUGCCUCUGAUUGGAGCAUUGUGCAAUCCUGGUAUCAAGAAACGACACUGGGAUAUGAUGAGUGAAAAGGUCGGUUUCAACAUGCAGCCUACCAAUGAGACACCAUUACUAGAGAUGCUGCAGAUGGGUCUAGAGAAGUACCUGGAAGAUCUUGGGGAAAUCAGCUCACAGGCCAGCAAAGAGUUUGCUCUGGAAAAGGCAUUGUCAAAGAUGAAGGAGGAUUGGGAGACGGUGCAUUUUAACUUCACUCAGUAUAAAGACACCGGUCUGAGCAUCUUGUCAUCCCCUGAAGAUGUUCAAGUCCUUCUGGAGGAUCACAUCGUUAAGACGGCUACCAUGAGAGGGUCACCGUUCAUCGCUCCCUUUGAGAAAGAGGUCAAACUCUGGGAAGCUAGAUUGCAUCGUAUGAGUGAUAUCUUAGACUCCUGGUUGAAAGUCCAAGCAGCGUGGCUUUACCUUGAGCCAAUCUUUGGAUCAGCAGACAUCCGUCGUCAAAUACCUGUAGAAGGAGCUAUGUUCACUGAAGUGGAUGAGAACUGGCAAGAUAUCAUGCAAACAGCCGUAAUCAACACAAGAGCAUUGGUUGUCACAUCUCAACUUAACAUGCUAGAAAACCUACAGAAGUCAGAGGGUCACUUAGACACAAUACAGCGGGGUCUGAAUGACUAUCUGGAGAAGAAGAGACUCUUCUUCCCAAGAUUCUUCUUCCUCUCUAAUGACGAGCUCUUGGAGAUCCUCUCAGAGACCAAGGAUCCUCUUCGAGUCCAGCCUCACCUCAAGAAAUGCUUUGAGGGUAUUGCCAAGCUGUCUUUCACAGAGCGUAAAGAGAUCACGGCCAUGGAGUCAGCUGAGAAGGAAGUUGUUGAACUCUGCUCCAGGAUCAUACCGGCUGAUGCUCAUGGACUAGUGGAGAAAUGGCUCAUUCAGGUUGAAGAUAUCAUGAGGCGUAGUCUCCAAGAGGUUACUGGCAAAGCCGUAGCUGCAUACCCCGAAACCCCACGUAAGACCUGGGUGUUGAACUGGCCUGGCCAGGUGGUCAUUGCUGCUAGCACCAUCUACUGGACGUCAGAAGUCACCAAGGCAAUAGAGGAAAAUGGAUUAGAAGUGUAUCUAGACAAGUGCAAUAAACAGAUUGAAGAGAUAGUUGAGCUGGUACGAGGGAAGCUCACCAAGAUGGCUCGCAUCACGUUGGGGGCGCUCAUUGUGAUUGAUGUACAUGCUCGUGAUGUUGUCGCUAAUCUUUGCAACCAGCUCAUCACCGAUCCUGUGAGUUUCUCUUGGAUCAGUCAGCUGAGGUAUUACUACGAAGAGAAGAAUGUGACUGUUCGGAUGAUCACUACGUCGGUGCCUUAUGGCUAUGAGUAUCUGGGUAACACUAGCAGGCUGGUCAUCACCCCAUUGACUGAUAGAUGCUAUAGAACCCUGACAGGUGCGCUGCUGUUGAACCUCGGUGGAGCCCCAGAAGGUCCAGCUGGUACCGGCAAGACAGAGACCUGUAAGGACCUGGCUAAGGCUGUUGCUAAACAGUGUGUAGUCUUCAAUUGCUCUGAUGGCCUGGACUACAAGGCUAUGGGCAAAUUCUUCAAGGGUCUGGCAUCAUCUGGAGCUUGGGCGUGUUUUGAUGAGUUUAAUAGGAUUGAGUUGGAGGUGCUGUCAGUCGUAGCUCAACAGAUCCAGAGUAUACAGAGAGCCGUAGCGGAGCAAGUCCAGACGUUUGUAUUUGAAGGAACAGAGAUAUCUUUAGACCCUUCAUGUACGAUGUUUAUCACCAUGAACCCGGGUUAUGCAGGGAGGGCUGAACUACCUGAUAAUCUCAAGGUCUUAUUCCGGACUGUUGCCAUGAUGGUACCAGACUAUGCUUUAAUUGCUGAGAUCAGCUUGUACUCCAUGGGAUUUGUAGAUGCAAGGUCUCUAUCUACCAAGAUUGUUGCUGUCUACAAACUCUGCUCUGAACAGUUGUCUUCACAACAUCACUAUGACUACGGAAUGAGAGCAGUUAAAUCUGUACUAACAGCAGCUGGUAACCUAAAGCUCAAACAUCCAGAGACUGCAGAAGACAUACUGGUACUCCGCUCAAUCAAGGAUGUCAACUUACCCAAGUUUCUGUCGCAUGAUAUUCCACUCUUUGAAGGCAUCAUCUCAGAUCUGUUCCCCGGUCUAGAGAUGCCCAGACCAGACUACGGUGUCCUAGAGAAGACAUUGAGAGAUACAAUUCUCAAGAACAAACUCCAAUGUGUGCCGUGGUUUAUUGAAAAGAUCAUACAGAUCUAUGAGAUGAUCCUUGUACGCCAUGGUUUGAUGAUUGUGGGUGAUGCCAUCGGUGGAAAGACCAGUGCCUUUAAAGUAUUAGCAGAAUCAUUGGGAGAGCUUCAUACCAAGAAACAGAUGGAAGAGCACAAGGUCACCUACCAGAUCCUGAACCCCAAGGCCAUCACCAUGGGUCAGUUGUACGGCCGCUUUGACCCCAUCUCACAUGAGUGGUCAGAUGGUGUUCUGGCCAAUAUAUUCCGUGAGCAGGCAGCGAGUACCAGCGAUGAUCGUAAAUGGUGUGUCUUUGACGGUCCUGUGGAUGCAGUGUGGAUUGAGAAUAUGAACACAGUACUGGACGAUAACAAAAAGCUUUGCCUGAUGAGUGGUGAGAUCAUCCAGAUGAGCAACAAACAAAAUAUGAUCUUUGAACCCAGAGAUCUGGAGCAGGCAUCACCAGCUACUGUCAGCAGAUGUGGCAUGAUCUACAUGGAGCCAAUACAGCUGGGCUGGAGACCUCUUGUGACAUCAUGGAUGGAGCACCAGUUACCAGACUUUGUGACCAAACCACAAAAAGAAAUGAUAGGGUUGUUGUUCGACUGGUUGUUACCAGCUUGUGUGGGCCAUGUAACCAAACAGUGUCGUCAGUUGGUCCCUGUCUCUGACAUGCACAUGACUAUGUCAAUGCUCAAACUCUUCUCAUGCCUCCUGGAUGAAGUCAAGGAUGAUUCCAGUAGUGAAGAUGAUGAGGAGGAUGGUGAAACAGGAAACCAGUCCCUGACGGAGCAGAAGGUUCAGGAAGAGAGAACCAACAUGCUUGUCUCUCACUUUCUCUUCUCAUUAGUGUGGUCUGUAGGGGCCACCGUAGACUACUCCUCAAGGGAAAAUUUCAGUGAGUUUUUCAAGCAGCUAUGCGACAUGGACACCACCGGCAAGCACCCAAGACCAAAGGACCUGAAGUUUGCUCGUAACCUCCUGAUCCCAAAGCGAGGCUCGGUGUAUGAGUAUGUCUACAUCAGGAAGAGAUACGGAUCUUGGCAUCGAUGGGAAACCAUGGUAACAUCAACUGACAUCGGGGCCAAGGCCAAGAUUAACGAGCUAAUAAUAAGAACAGUCGAGACGGAACGCCAACUGUACUUUCUACGCAAGUUUGUUUCCCAAGAGCGCCCUCUAUUGUUCGUGGGACCCACAGGCACGGGCAAGUCGGCCAUCACCAAUGCAUUUCUCUUGGAGCUGGCGAAGGGACACUACAUCCCGAAUAAUAUUAACUUCUCCGCUCAGACUUCAGCCAAUCAGACGCAAGAUAUCAUUAUGGCCAAACUUGAUAGGAGGAGGAAGGGGGUUUAUGGUCCAGCAAUCGGCAAGAAAUUGAUAGUAUUUGUUGAUGACCUCAACAUGCCUGCUAAGGAGAAGUAUGGUGCCCAACCUCCUGUAGAGCUACUCAGACAGUGGAUUGAUCAUGGGUACUGGUUCGACAGGAAGGACACGAGUGUACUACGUCUAGUGGACUUACUGAUGGUCUCAGCCAUGGGUCCACCAGGGGGUGGCAGGAACACUAUCACCCCACGGUUCCUACGUCACUUCAACAUCAUCACUCUAGAUUCAUUUGAUGAGAAGACAAUGAACAGCAUCUUCAGUCCCAUCAUGGAUUGGCAUUUUGACCAGGGAUUCCAGACCAGCCUCAAGAGGUUCUCAAGGAUUAUGGUAUGUGCAACUACAGACGUCUAUACCCAAUCCAUCUCCAACUUCCUACCGACCCCGUCCAAGUCUCACUACGUCUUCAACCUGCGAGACUUUGCCCGCGUCGUCCAGGGCAUCCUCCUGUUGAAACCCAAGUCCAUGCCAGAGAGCAAGGAGGCAGAGAAUAAGCUGAUCAGACUGUGGGUCCAUGAGGUGUAUCGAGUCUUCUAUGACAGACUGGUGGAUGAUGAGGAUCGAGAGAAGUUCUUUAAGAUUAUCAAGAAUGUUGUUCAAGGGCAAUUCAAGGAAAAGAUGAAUACGAUAUUCAACCAUCUCUACACUGGGAAGCAUGUCACAGACGCUAACAUCAGAAGCGGCGAAUCUAAGGAGUUACGCUCUGAGGACAUGAGAAGCCUGUUCUUUGGUGAUUAUCUGACAUCAAGUGAAGAGGAGAGAUUGUACGAUGAGAUCAGAGACAUGGAAGCACUGAGGGAGUCCAUAGAGAAGUAUUUAGAGGAGUACAACCUGAUGAGCAAGGCACCCAUGGAUCUAGUCAUGUUCCAAUUUGCCAUUGAACACAUCUCUAGAAUCAGCCGUGUCCUCAAGCAACCGAAUGGUCAUGCACUACUAGUGGGCAUUGGAGGUAGUGGUCGUCAGAGUGCAGCCAGGCUAGCAGCCUUCAUUGCUGUUUAUGAUCUCUUCUCUAUUGAAAUUACCAAGAAUUACACAGUAGCUGAUUGGAAGGAUGACCUGAGGAGAUUGCUAAGGAAAGCUGGGGAUGAAGGAGCUUCAGUCGUCUUCUUGUUUGGGGACCAUCAGAUUAAAGAUGAAUCUUUCCUUGAGGACAUCAACAUGAUUCUAAAUACCGGAGACAUUCCAAACCUCUUUGAGAAUGAAGACAGACUGGAAAUCAUUGAGAAGAUGCAACAGCUUGCCAUCUCAGAGAAUGCCAAGGUUGAGAUGACUCCACUCAACAUGUACAAUAAGUUUGUUGGGAGGGUUCGGCGUAACCUUCACAUGGUCCUUGCCUUCAGUCCCAUUGGUGAUGCAUUCAGGAAUCGCAUUCGUAUGUUCCCAUCACUCAUUAACUGCUGUACAAUCGACUGGUUUAAGGCGUGGCCUGAAGAUGCCCUAGAGAUGGUUGCUCACAAGUUCCUGGACGAUGUUGAGAUGUCAGACCAGGUACGAGCGGAGACGGUGGUCAUGUGCAAACACUUCCAUGAAAGCGUCAGAGCUAUGUCCGAUCUGUUUUUCUCAGCACUGAGAAGGAGAAACUACGUGACUCCCACCUCCUACCUGGAACUGAUUAAGACCUUUAAGAAUCUGUUGAAUAGAAAACGCAUGGAGAUUAUGACUCUGAGGAAUCGCUACGUAGUGGGACUGGAGAAACUAGACUUCGCUUCCUCUCAGAUCUCUGUAAUGCAAGAGGAGUUGACAGCCCUUCAGCCUCAGCUGAUUCAGACUCGUAAGGAGACUCAAGAACUGAUUGAGAUCAUCAAGAAGGAAACCUCAGAGGUGGAUGAGAAGAGGAAAGUAGUCGCUGUUGAUGAAGCCAUUUCUAAUGCGGCUGCAGAGGAGGCUAAAGCUAUCAAGGCUGACUGUGAGAAGAAUCUUGAGAUUGCGAUGCCUGCGCUGAAUGCAGCCAUCAAAGCUCUGGAUACAUUGAAGCAACAGGAUAUAUCUAUUAUGAGGACCAUGCAGAAUCCACCCCAAGGAGUCAAGCUCGUCAUGGAGGCCAUCUGUAUUAUGAAGAAUAUUAAACCAGAUAAGAAGACAAAUGACCAAGGGAAAAUCGUUGAGGAAUACUGGCCUGCCGCAAAAAAGAUGCUUGGAGACUUGAAGUUCUUGGAAUCUCUCAAGGAGUAUGACAAGGAUAACAUUCCAGCCCAGCUGAUGAAGAAGAUCCGAGAUAACUACAUCCCUAAUCCUGACUUUGAUCCUACGACUAUCCGCAAGGUGUCCUCGGCCUGUGAGGGACUGUGUAGCUGGGUCAGAGCCAUCGAGGUGUAUGAUAGAAUCGCAAAGAUUGUAGCCCCCAAGAAGUCUCGUCUGAAGGAAGCUGAAUCCAAGCUAGGUGAGCAGAUGUUGAAACUGAAUGAGAAGCGAGCCGUCUUGAAGGAAUACACUGAUAAGUUACAGGGACUCAACGACAAAUUGGAGAAGAGGAAUAAGGAGAAGAAGCAACUUGAAGAUAACAUUGAGAUGACGAGAUUGAAGUUGAUCCGAGCUGAGAAACUCAUCUCUGGUUUGGGAGGAGAGAAAGACAGAUGGAUGCAGCUAGCUCAGGAACUUGGUGAAACCUUUACUAACAUCGUUGGUGAUGUGCUGAUAUCAGCAGGAGUGGUGGCUUACCUUGGGAUAUUUACUCUAUCAUUUAGACAGGAAUGCUUGAAGGACUGGUAUAGACUGUGUAAAGAGAAAGACAUACCUGUGUCAGAUGUGUUCUCACUCUCUGCCACCCUUGGUGAUCCUGUCAAGAUAAGGGAUUGGCAACUAGCUGGCUUACCAGUCGAUAAUUUUUCUACAGACAAUGCUCUAAUAGUGACCAAUGCCAACCGCUGGCCACUCAUGAUUGACCCUCAGGGUCAGGCCAACAAGUGGGUCAAGAACAUGGAGAAACCCAACAAGCUACAGGUCAUUAAACUCUCUGACCCCAACUACUGCCGCUCUCUGGAGAACUGCAUUCAGUUUGGUCAGCCAUGUCUUCUGGAGAAUGUAGGAGAGGAAUUAGACCCUAUACUAGAACCUCUACUUCUCAGACAAACCUUCAAACAGAAUGGCCUUGACUACCUGCGCCUUGGUGAUAAUGUGAUUGAGUUUAGUAAAGACUUCAAGUUCUACAUCACCACAAGGAAACGUAACCCUCAUUAUCUGCCAGAAGUCUCUGUUAAGGUCACCCUCCUCAACUUCAUGAUAACUCCCCUAGGUCUUGAAGACCAACUCCUUGGCCUCGUCGCUGCCAAGGAGAAGCCCCAACUAGAGGAGAAGAAGAACCAGCUGAUCAUAGAGGGCGCUCAUAACCGCCGUCAGCUCAAGGAGAUUGAGGAUAAGAUCCUAGAGGUGCUGUCAUCCUCCGAGGGGAACAUCUUAGAAGAUGAGACGGCCAUCGAGAUCUUGUCCUCCAGUAAGGUCCUGUCUAAGGAGAUAUCUGAGAAGCAGGAGAUUGCUAGCAGGACGGAGAAGGAAAUUGAUGAGACGAGGGACGGGUACAAGCCGGUUGCUAAGCAUUCUUCCAUUCUGUUCUUCACGAUAUCGGAUCUUGCUAGCAUUGAGCCAAUGUAUCAGUACUCACUAGCUUGGUUUAUCAACCUUUAUUUACAGUCUGUCCAUCUCACUAGGACAAUGUCUCUGGAAAUGUUGCAACAAAUACCAUCCAUAAAUUCCAGUCCAGCCUCCAGUGAUCUGAAUGAGCGAAUCAACAGUCUGAAUAACCACUUCACAUACAGCAUCUACCAGAAUGUCUGCCGAUCUCUCUUUGAGAAAGAUAAACUUCUCUUCUCCUUCAUUCUAUGCAUUGGGCUGGCUAAGGGCAGAGGAGAGAUCGACGACAAUGAGUGGCGGUUCCUGCUGACAGGGGGCGUGGCUUUAGAGAAUCCAUUCCCCAAUCCGGCUCCCGAUUGGCUCCCUGAUAAAUCAUGGGCGGAGAUUGUCAGAGUGUCUACUCUCCCUGCCUUUGAUGACUUUAUGUUGAACUUCAGGAGUAAUAUUACUGACUGGAAAGCAUUGUAUGAUUCGCAUUCCCCACACACUGAUGUGAUUCCAGAGCCUUGGGAAAUUACUUUAAAUGACAUCCAGAAGCUGAUUAUACUGAGAAUAAUCAGACCUGAUAAGGUUGUUCCAGCGGUCAGUAACUUCAUUGUGAAGCGCAUGGGUCACGCCUACAUUGAACCACCAACCUUUGACCUCACAAGGUCAUACCAAGACUCCAGCCAUUCUACACCCCUUAUAUUUGUGUUGUCCCCCGGUGCUGACCCCAUGGCUGGCCUGAUGAAGUUUGCCGUUGAAAAAGGUUUUCUGAAGCAAACCAGACAGGAAUCAUUAGGCUGUAUCAAUCCUGGCUUCAGUCGGAAGGGGAGCAGAAGUAGCGCAUUGAGACGCGAGCAUCGGAUGUCGUCCUCAUCAUCAGAUCUGAUGAGAACUGCAACGCCCGAAGUGGAUGAAAUGGCUGAGGCAUUGCAGACUCUGCCUCUUAUAGUCACUGAGGCUCAAGCCACUCAGGACGUUGAGAAAAACAUCCUAGAUAGUCAAACCAGUACUGCAGAGAAAGAAACCAUUUUGGAAAAUGAGACGCUUCAGACGAUUGGAGCAGUUGAUUCUUCUGCCAAUCCUCCUAAAGAUGAUACAUCAAGAGAAUCGUUGGAUGGUGCAGCUGCACCUAAUGCUGGGGGUGAUAAUCAGCCUCGAAGCAGUGAACCUUUUCAAGACCCACAUUCAAGGAAUCCGCAUUUACAGAUAGAGGAUCCACAAACACCCUUGUCUCCUCAGCAGACACCUCUUCAUCCAGUACUCAAAGAUGGUGCAUCUGAGGACGUGAGUACUGAAGAAAUGACGCAACAGCUUCAAGAAGCUGUGCUGGAUUCUGAAGGAAGUACAGAGCAGAAAGUUGAGAAUCACACCAAAGAUGUCGCCUCUCAGGUGGAGGUAAUGUCAGAGAAACUUCAAGAAGCUGUUAAGACAUCUUUAGGAAGUGCGAAAGGGAAAGCUGCCACUGCCCGAAACCAUGCAGUUGAAGAAGACUUCAGGGAGAAGAAGACAUCCAAAUUAUACCGCCCUCGCCUGGCCAGAACCAUCAGUCGAAUCAGUCGAAUGGGCGGUUCAGGACUACAGACAAUCUCACUAGGUCAGGGUCAAGGACCCAUUGCUACCAAGAUGAUUAACAAGGCCGCAGAAAAUGGAACAUGGGUCGUCCUCCAGAACUGCCACCUCGCUACUUCAUGGCUUCCAACCCUAGAGAAGAUCUGUGAAGAGCUCAUCACUGAUCCAGAGAAGACCAAGCCUACGUUCAGACUCUGGCUGACCAGUUAUCCAUCACCUUCCUUCCCGGUCUCCAUCUUACAGAAUGGGAUUAAGAUGACCAAUGAACCACCCAAGGGAUUAAGGGCUAAUCUCCUUAGAUCCUAUCUAAAUGAUCCUAUAUCUGAUCCAGAGUUCUUCGAUGGAUGCAACAAACCAGAGCUAUGGAGGAAGUUGUUAUUCAGCUUAUGUUUCUUCCAUGCAUUGGUUCAAGAAAGGAGGCAGUUCGGUGCCCUAGGAUGGAACAUCUCUUAUGAGUUCAACGAGUCAGAUCUCAGGAUAAGCGUUCGACAACAGCAAAUGUUCCUGAAUGAUUAUGAGGAUGUCCCUCUAGAGGCCAUUUCAUACCUGACUGGACAGUGUAACUACGGAGGACGAGUCACUGACGAGCGAGAUCGACGUCUCCUCAUGAGUCUCUUGAGUAACUUCUAUAAUGAGGAUAUACUCAAGAUGGAGAAUUACAGCUUCUCAGAGAGCGGGAAUUACCGAUGUCCAGUGUCAGGUCCAUCUCAAAGCUACAUUGAGUAUAUCAGAAGCCUGCCUCUCUUGCCACAUCCAGAGGUGUUUGGACUUCAUGAGAACGCUGAUAUCAGUAAAGAUCAGAAAGAGACACAACAGCUGUUUGAAGGUAUCCUACUUACUCUUCCAAGACAGGCAUCUGGAGCGGGUCGAACUUCCCAGCAGAUUAUUGAAGAUCUAGCAUCGGACAUUCUCUCCAAGAUUCCUCCUAAUUUCAGCUUAGAUGAAGUCAAGGCUAAAUACCCAGUACGCUAUGAGGAAUCGAUGAACACUGUACUAGUGCAGGAGCUGAUUCGCUUCGGCAGACUGAUCAUCGUCAUUCGCAGUAGUCUACUCGAUAUCAGGAGAGCACUGAAAGGACUUGUAGUCAUGUCUAGUGAUCUAGAAGACGUCUUCAGUAGUAUGAUGGUGGGCAAGGUUCCAGCGAUGUGGGCUGCCAAGUCCUACCCUUCCCUCAAGCCUCUAGGAAGCUACAUCACAGACCUGAUGGCAAGACUGCAGUUCUUUAAGGAUUGGAUUCAGACAGGUAUGCCUACAGUAUUCUGGAUGUCUGGCUUCUAUUUCACUCAGUCCUUCUUGACGGGAAGUAUGCGGAACUACGCUAGGAAGUACAAGAUCCCUAUAGACCAGCUGGGCAUCCAAUUCCAGGUCAUGGAGCAGGAGACAUCCAUGCCUUGUAAACCAGAUGACGGUAUCUAUGUAAAGGGUUUGUUCAUAGAGGGCGCCAGAUGGGACCGAUUGGGGAACUGUUUAGCAGAGUCACUACCUAAACUCCUUUAUGAUAUGCUGCCAGUUAUUUGGAUUAAACCUGGAGAGAGAUCCUCAUUUGAACUGAAGAGCACAUAUUCAUGCCCAGUCUACAAGACCAGCGCACGGAGAGGCACACUGUCAACUACCGGUCAUUCAACCAACUUUGUUUUCUUUGUGGAUCUACCGUCUGACCGGCCAGAGAAUCACUGGGUCAACCGUGGGGUCGCUAUGCUAUGUCAGCUGGACGACUGAACAUCAUUCAACCAACUUUGUUUUCUUUGUGGAUCUACUGUCUGACCGCCCAGAGAAUCACUGGGUCAACCGCGGGGUCGCUAUGCUGUGUCAGCUGGACGACUGAACAUCAUUCAACCAUCUUUGUGGAUCUACUGUCUGACCGGCCAAAAAAUCACUGGGUCAACCGCGGGUUCGCUAUGCUGUGUCAGCUGGACGACUGAAUAUCAUUCAACCAUCUUUGUGGAUCUACUGUCUGACCAGCCAGAGAAUCACUGGGUCAACCGUGGGGUCGCUAUGCUAUGUCAGCUGGACGACUGAACAUCAUUCAACCAACUUGUUUUCUUCGUGGAUCUACUGUCUGACCAGCCAGAGAAUCACUGGGUCAACCAUGUGUCAGCUGGACGACUGAACAAGGUGGGAAGUUCUCAUUCAAACACCAGCACUGUUAACUUUUGUACCAUCUUGUCAUAAAAUUUACCAAAUCCUUCCCAACCACGUAAACCAACUGUAAAAUACCAAUGGACUAAUAGUACUUCUGAAAGGUGACCUUCGUGGGAAAUAUUUUAAUUAUGAUGUGAUUCUUCAGAGCAUAGCUCAGAGUAAAACUUUGAGAGAAAAAUCCUCAUACAGAGAUGAGGUUAAUUUGAGUUGCACACAUCUUGGCUACAGCAAGUGAUGGAACGAGACAUGGGACCAUUGUCGCCUUGUAAAGUUGUGGGAUUGUUGAGUAGUAUUUUAAACCUUGUCGUGUGGGAAAUAAAUCUUUGAACUACAGUUUGCAGCAGCUCCACUUAAAUUCUCUCUCGUUGUGAGCCGAGGUGGUUCUGAAAGGAGUCGGUCAUAUAUAGACCAACGCUUCGAUCAGUUUUACUCUAACCGACUUAAAUUCUUCAGAUUUUAAUUUCACUCCUUUUUUCUUUUCCUUUUUUGCCAAAUUAUAAUCAUUCACUAAAAUUGAAAAAGAAAUUGCAGUCAAGUUUGGUUUCAGUUUCCAAGAAAGAAUGUUUUCUUACGUUAAAUGGCUGACCUUGACUAUGAUAUUUUGUCAGAGUGGUUGAUAUUUAGCGAAGCACACAGGGUAUUUAGAAGUCAUGUAUUUAGGAGAAAAUUAAAGACACUUAUUUGGUUUAAAGUGGUGGAAAUUCCUUAAAAGGUUGAAACCAUAAUAUUUUGUAUUCUGCACUCACUCACUCCGUCGACCAAAGUGGCUACUUGAGACGAGCACAAUGAUACAUACACCACCCAUCACGAUUCCUCAUGCAACUCACUAGUAUUGCACUUAAUGUCUGUCUUUCAAGUGUAAAAAUGUUUUUGUAUGUAAGUCUUUGGUUUUAAUUCUUAAUUUUUGUAUCACACGGUCAACUAUUCCAGUGAUGUUUUCCAUAAAGAUUGUAUGAAUAUAGAUGCUAGACCAAAGUCAAGAUUCUUGUGUAAGAAAUAGUUUUUUAUUGAUAGUGUAAAUCCGUCCAAAGAUUUUUUACAAAAUGUAAAUAUAUGAUUAUGAAUCAAAAAUGAUUAUUUAUUGAUGAGAUUAUUAGUUAAUUUAUAAUGAUCAUGAUGAAAAUGUACAUAUUUUGGGUUUUCUUGUGUUAAUGUAUGGAGAAUACUGUUGUAAUUUAUUUCAAAGAUUGAAUUCUACUUUUGUACUGAAGACAUCUAUUUACUGUAAAUUUUGGAGAGUUCAAACGGUUGUUUCAAAUUACCUGGUUUGAACUUUUAAAAACCUAAAAUCUUUAUUUUUGUUUGUAUUUUUGAAGAUGUUGAAUAAUGAUUGAGAAAAGUUCAAGAUGAAUUUUUCAUAAUUUGUCGGACAGUUUUUGUUCCUGUUAAUCGUGGCCAAGGUACAUUUUCGUAAAGCUGUUCAGCAGAAAAAUUGUUGCUUAGUGAAAACUAGCAGGUAACCAGUCACCAACAAUUUACAUCACUUUGUGAUUUGAAUUUUCCUUGCUUUAAAUCUUGUACUAACCUUCAGCCGAUUUCACAAAACUUAACGCAAGGCACAAGUUGCGCAAGUGGAUUUCCCAGUUGCGUCAGGUUUUGUGAAAUCGGCUGCGUAUGCAGUAAGGUCGAGAGUCAUGACUAUUUGUUCCCCUUCAUGGUUCUUUGGGUUGUGAUGACUGGACAAUUCUUUUCUGUUCUGAAAAAAAUGCAAUCCAGAUUAUAGCGCGUCUUGCAAAGAUUCUGUUAAAUAUUGGUUGACAGCAUGUCACAUGCUGUAUGUUAUUCACCAAAUUUGCGCCAAUCAGAAAAAUACUACCACUGCUUGCAUCAAAAGAAUAUCAGCAACAAGAAAUCUAAGCAACACGUACGCUAAGAUGUAGAGACGGGCAUACCAUUCUUAUGCAUUUAUGGGCAUCGAUGAUGGCCAACCAAGAAUUGCUAUUUGCCAUUACAAAUGCUAUAGAAUUUUGCAAGUUAUGUUUUUUAAUAACGACUGUGUACCACUUUUAAAAUAGUAAAGCUAUAAUGGUUAAGCUAGGUCUGCUUUAGCAGCUGUAUGAAAUGAGCACCUGUGCCCAAUUUCAGAGUGAUACUUAAGCAGAAUAUGUUGCUUACCAAAAAUUUGCAGAAUACCAGUCAGAAAGAACAGAUGUGCGUGGUAUGUAUUUUGGCUGGUAAUGUUUUGUAGUAAGCAUCAUUUUAUUGUGCUAAAACAGCACCAGUACUUGAUGUAAUAAUAUGUUUAAAUACUUUUGUCUUUUUGUUGUAUGGAUAUUCUUUUUACACUGCAAUAAAAUAACUCUUCCGUCCAUCAGCACUGAA